AUGAAUGUGCAUCGUAUAUCCGUGAUGACUUUCAAUAUGUGGAAAGUUAACAACUAUCCAGGUAAUUGGCCACAUCGUCGUUUACCUAUUCUUGAAUGUUUAACUACAUUUACACCUGAUAUUUUGAGUGUACAAGAAUUACAUCCGUUAUUUCACGAAGUUAUUGUUGAAGCAUUACCAACACAUGCAUAUGUUCAAGAUGAUUUUAGUGGUUGGCAAACUGAAAGUAAUAUCUAUUUUAAUACAAACACAUUUGAUCUGAUAGAAUAUGGUAUUAGUGAUAUUGGUAUGAAAGAACCAUUACGACGUUUGUUUUGGGUACUUUUAAAAAUAAAAACAACUAAAGAGCAACAUGUUUCAGAAAAUCAGACUACUCAAAAGAUUCUUGUCGCAACUGCACAUUACACAUGGGAAGGACAUGUGGAAGAAUGUAAUUCAUACAUUAAUCUACGUAAAGAACAAGCACAACGUACUGCAACAACUCUACAUGAUUUACAAUCAAAAUUUGAUGAUCCUCAUUUAGCUAUGUUAUUUAUGGGAGAUUUAAAUGAAAAUUUUCAUCCACGACGUAUUUUACGUGAAGCUGGUUUUAUUGAUUGUUUUAGUACAUUACGAUUACCUUCACUUCCUACUCAUCCACAACGACCUAGUAUACCUCAUGAAGAUAAUCUUAGUGAUGUAGCUUUAGAUUGGAUAAUGCAAAAUAAUUAUGCACGUCCUAUUCUAGCUAAUGUAUUAAGAAAUAUGAUUUGUACAGGUGGAUUUUCUAUAUCAGACCACUGUCCAGUUAUGUGUAUCUUUGAAAUUGGAUCUGGACCAUAUAUAUCUAAUUUAAAGUAA
Molecule: messenger RNA, 840 nt
Organism: Adineta steineri
Lineage: Eukaryota; Metazoa; Rotifera; Eurotatoria; Adinetida; Adinetidae
Source: the annotation of a GenBank genome assembly